UCUGUUCUGUUUUUUUUUCCAAUGGAACAGAGAUCUGUCACACUUGCAUUCUAUAAACAUAACCUCACUUCCUGUAACGUCUAACGUGGUACCGUGGUAGUCUUACAUUGUGGUUUUACCCAAAUAUGUUGGAAAGGUUGAAGAUAAUUGUUUGAAAAAUGGGGCGAAAACACAAUAACCAACUACCUGAGAACCUGCCGCAGCUACAAAAUCUCAUCAAAAGAGACCCGCAAUCCUACUAUGAAGAAUUCAUGCAGCAAUAUCAGCAUCUACAAAACACCAUCAAGGUGUUCUAUUUUUCCCCGCAGGCUCCAAAUAAGACCCUGGAAGAUUUGAUGAUGUUUAUGGCUCAAAUAGCUCACUGUUAUCCCAAAGAAUUAAAAACCUUCCCAGAACAAGUUGGAAGUAUACUACAGAAGUACAGUACCAUUCUAGAUAGCAACACUCGUAUGACACUAUGCAAAGCUCUAGUGCUCCUGAGAAAUAAAAAUCUGAUAAGCCCUACUGAUAUUUUAGAGCUUUUCUUCAAUUUACUGAAAUGUCAAGAUAGACCUUUGAGAAAAUUCCUAGAGAAUCAUCUCAUAACAGACAUUAAAAAUUUAAAUGCAAAGCACAAGAAUGAUAAGUUGAAUACAACUCUCCAAAACUACAUGUAUAUGGUCCUGGGGGGAGAUACUAAAGCAGCAAAGAUUGCUUUAGACAUUAUGGUGGAGUUGUAUAAGAAAAACAUAUGGAAUGAUGCAAGAACUGUGAAUGUUAUAGGGAAAGUUGGAUGUUUUUCUAAGAAUACCAAGAUAUUGGUAGGCUCAUUGAAAUUUUUUCUUGGUAAAGACCCUGAAGAAGAGUCUGAAAAUUCUGAUUCUGAAAACGAAAUAGAUCCUAAAGAAGUCAUGAUGGCAAAUAAGGUGAAUAAGAAGACAAGAAAAAGAGAAAAGCAGUUAACCAAGGCAAAGAAACUUGCUGCUAAGGCCUACAAGAAGAAAUCUGCAGCACCCAGUUUUAACUUUUCUGCCUUGCAUCUUAUCCAUGAUCCACAAGGUAUGGCAGAAAAACUAUUUCAACAAUUGGAAAUGACCAACAAGAGAUUUGAAGUCAAGUUGAUGACAUUAGACGUGAUUUCACGUCUCAUAGGGCUUCACAAUUUGUUCCUCUUCAACUUCUACCCUUACAUCCUAAGGUUCUUGCAGCCUCAUCAGCGUGAAGUCACAAGGAUGCUACAGUUUUGUGCUCAAGCCAGUCAUGAGCAACUACCUCCUGAUGUGCUUGAACCAGUUCUCAGAAAAAUGGCUGACAAUUUUGUAACAGAACGUAAUACGUCUGAUGUCAUAGCUAUUGGCCUGAAUGCCAUGAAAGAAGUAUGUGCUAGGUGCCCACUUGCAAUGACUGAAGACCUCAUGAGGACCCUGGUGGACUUCAAAACACACAGAGAGCGGUCAGUAAUAAUGGCUGCAAGGUCACUAAUUCAGUUAUUUAGAAACAUAAGACCAGAAAUACUACACAAAAAAGAAAGGGGAAAACCAACUGAGGCUAUGGAUGAGAUAGAAUCAUUAAACUAUGGCAAGAUUGAGGCUAAAAACUAUGUGCCAGGUGCUGAGGUUCUAAUAGAAGAUCAGAAACCUCAAGAAGAUUCUGCCUCAGAGUCAGGAUCUGAUAGUGAAGGAGGGUGGGUUGAUGUGCAACAUUCAGAUGAUGAGACUUUAGGAGAUAUGGAAGAAGAUAGUGAUGAUGAGGAAGACAAUGAGGACAAUAGUGAUUCUGAAUAUGAUGCUGUAGCAGAAGGUAUUGAAGAACAGCAAACACAAGAAGGCAGUAGGAAAAGUCAAGAAAAUGAAGAGAAUAAAGAAUGUAUAGCCGAUAAAAAUACAUCAAGUGUUGCAAAACUACCCAAACAAAAGAAGAAAGAGGUAGAUUUGAAAGAAAAGAAAGAGCUUGCUCACAAAAUCACCCUGGAAAGAAUCUUAACAGACGAAGAUUUCAAGCGAAUAGAUGCAGCAAAUGUCAGGAAGCAGAUGCAAAGUGCAAAGAGAGGUAUAAAACGGAAACUAGAAGAAAAGCCUGCAGAGAAAGCGUCAGAACUUGUCAAACUUAGUGACAUAGAGAACAUAUACAAGAAGAGAAAACACGAUAAGCUAGCAAGAAUUGAGAGUGUUAGGAAAGGACAAAUAGAUAGAGAGAAAUUCGGGUACCAAGAUAGAAGGGCGAACGAAUUUUGUUCUAAAACCAAUAGAGAGAAAAAGAAGAAGAAGAAUUUCCAGAUGAUGCGGCAUAAGGCGAGGGGCAAAACGAAGAGGAGUUUCAAGGAUAAACAGGUGGCGCUCAGGAAUCAUUUGCUAAAGUUGAAAAAGAUGAAAUAAAACUAAGAAUGUAUGGGAUGUUAUCUAUUUUCUUUUUUAGAUUUUAUUAUAAGUGUCCUACACUUGUAUAUUACAACAUGGAAAAACUAUAGAGGAGCUUAGAAGGAAAGAGGGUGAAGUAGUUGUAAGUUUUUUAACAAUUUCCGUGCAGAAUAAAAAAUAUACCAUGACGGCAUCAAAAUAAUAACGGUGCUUCCAAAGAAAAUCUUAUUUGUAAUCUUGAGUUUGGCCACAGCAGCACUUCAAGGUCAAAGAAACAAUCAAAGUCGCCAUCAAUUAUUAGAGCUUGUUCCAAAUUCAGCCGCUGUGAUAAGCACUAAUAAAUAAUCUUGGGAUAUUUGACGAAAUGAACCACUCCCCUCGUAUCCACUAUAAAAUGUUACAAUACAUUUCUAAAUUUGUGUAAAUACCUCAAUUAAUUAAAAAGCAAAAUUGUA
This is a messenger RNA of Acanthoscelides obtectus, 2791 nucleotides long. The record is from the annotation of a GenBank genome assembly. NCBI's taxonomy places the organism in Eukaryota, Metazoa, Arthropoda, Insecta, Coleoptera, Chrysomelidae.